CACGACUGAGAUACCCAAUGACCAUUACAUACCUUCUGCACCUUGGAUUUCAUAAACAUGAAAACUCCCACUCAGUUAUUCUGUCGCAAUAUAGUAAAGGUAAUUAGCAUGGAACGCAUUGAUUACAAAACAGGAAGUUGACGAGUCACUCUGUCCAAAAUAAAUCUUUCAGUCAUGCUUUUGAUAAUUGGCAAGAAUUCCUGGGACAUGAAGGAGUUGAGUAAUUUCCCUGUUCUCUAUUUACAUCAUUGUGGUAUUAUUCGUGGGAUUGUUUUGUGAGGUCCAGGCUAUAUAAGUGUGAAAUCAAACACUGUGACCAGUACAUCUUCAGCCAUGUAUAGAUGUAAAAUGAAAACCAUCCUCUUUGUUUUUGCUGCAGUCCACGUCUUCUACACCUCUGCGCAAUCAUGUGCAAGUUCAACCUUCCCAAUUGUUGAAAAUGCUACAAUUGCACAGGUGAAUGUGGACUCCUCAAACAGCAACCUCUUUGCUGUUACAAGAUGUGAAGUUCUCUACGAGGCUAAUUUAGGAGAACGCCUAUUCCUGGUGGUAAUAGUUAUCGAUAUCCAGGGAACUGUGUGUCUGAACAACUCCGGUAUCGAUCCAUCAAUCUGUGACCUGAUACCCAUCACGAAUGCUGAAACUGCUACGUGUACAAGCACAAUCUCACUGCGGGCGGGCUUAGUUCAAAAUGUUCAAGUCCAGUGCUUUAACACAAACGUGACAACACCAGCUAUUACCCCGACCACACCGGUGACCACACCGAGCAUUUUAGUUACCACACUGGACACCACAGACAGCACUUUAGUCACCACACUGACCACACUGGACACCACAGACAGCACUUUAGUUACCACACCGACCACACUGGACACCACAGACAGCACUUUAGUUACCACACCGACCACACUGGACACCACAGACAGCACUUUAGUUACCACUCCGACCACACUGGACACCACAGACAGCACUUUAGUUACCACUCCGACCACACUGGACACCACAGAGAGCACUUUAGUUACCACACUGACCACUGGACACCACAGACAGCACUUUAGUUACCACUCCGACCACAACUGCGACCACACCAACUACCACGACCACCACACCAACCACGACCACCACAACAACCAAAAAACCCAGAAAACGACCAUCAUCUUCAUCAUCAUCAUCAUCAUCAUCAUCAUCAUCAUCAUCAUCCGAAAGCAAUGAACGAUCAAGGAGAUGCACGAGAAAGAACUAUGGCCGAAGGUUUUGCAGGAGAAGUUCUGGCCACCGGAGGAGGAGGGGAUUUUCGAGCAGGCAGAAGAAAAAUAACAGGCAAAGGAGUCUAACCAGAGUUAUUCGUUUUGCUCCGACUGCAGCUCUCAAGACAGAAGAGAAUCAAGAGUAAA
Messenger RNA from Leucoraja erinaceus (little skate), 1394 nucleotides. RefSeq lists its product as uncharacterized. The transcript is spliced from 5 exons. Lineage: Eukaryota; Metazoa; Chordata; Chondrichthyes; Rajiformes; Rajidae. The coding region runs from base 334 to 1212 and encodes 292 amino acids. Gene Ontology annotation, biological process: bone remodeling. Gene Ontology annotation, cellular component: extracellular region. The record is from RefSeq and is a predicted model, not a curated record.